CACCAUCCUGAGGCCUCCGGCUCUUCCCCGCCUACCUUUACCUCCCAUCGGCUCUCCCUCCUUCCAAUCGGCCGCCUUUCUCCUCCCCCGUCUACGUCUGGGCAUGUGCCCCUCGCGGCGCUGGCCACGCAGGGGCCUGCAUUUAACCUUUGGCCGCCCGGCGCGAAGUUAGAGGCUGGGCUGGCGCGGGCAGCACGCACACCUGGGGCGGGAGCAGAGGCGGGAGCCCGGGCCUGCCUGUAACCUCCGCCGGGCGCAGGAUGACUUGCUACAGAGGCUUCUUGCUGGGCAGCUGUCGUCGCGUAGCGGGCGGCCGGGCGGCGGCGCUGAGGGCCCCGGGCGCUGGAGGCCCCGCCGCGAGACCGCGGCUCGGCGGUGACGGCGACUGCUGGCGGCACCUGGGGCAGGGGCAGCCACGCGAGCUGGCGGGCUGUGGCAGUCGUCCCGACGGCGGCUUCCGCCCGUCCCGGGUGGUGGUGGUGGCCAAAACCACCCGGUACGAGUUCGAGCAGCAGCGCUACCGUUACGCAGAGCUCUCGGAGGAGGACCUGAAGCAGCUGCUUGCACUGAAAGGCUCUAGCUACAGUGGACUGCUUGAACGACAUCAUAUUCACACCAAAAAUGUUGAGCAUAUUCUAGAUAGUUUACGGAAUGAGGGAAUCGAGGUUCGUCUAGUGAAGAGGAGAGAAUAUGAUGAAGAAACUGUUCGAUGGGCAGAUGCUGUCAUAGCUGCCGGAGGUGACGGCACAAUGCUUCUGGCAGCAAGUAAAGUGUUGGACAGACUUAAACCAGUUAUUGGAGUAAACACUGAUCCUGAACGGUCCGAGGGUCAUUUAUGUCUUCCUGUUCGAUACACGCAUUCCUUCCCAGAAGCCUUACAGAAGUUCUAUCGCGGUGAGUUCAGGUGGUUAUGGAGGCAGCGGAUCAGGUUGUACCUCGAAGGGACGGGCAUAAACCCCAUUCCCGUGGACCUUCACGAACAGCAGCUGAGUUUGAAUCAACACAGUAGAGCCUUCAACAUUGACAGAGUGCAUGAUGAGAGGCCCGAGGUUUCAGGUCCCCAGCUUUUGCCAGUGAGAGCACUAAAUGAAGUCUUCAUCGGGGAGAGUCUGUCAUCCAGAAUGUCUUAUUCUUGGGCUGUGGCAGUGGACAGUUUAAGAAGAAGUAUACCCACUCUAAAGGGACUGGCUUCCUACUAUGAGAUUUCAGUUGAUGAUGGUCCAUGGGAAAAACAGAAGAGUUCAGGGCUCAAUUUGUGUACUGGAACAGGAUCAAAGGCCUGUAAUUUUUUAGGAUUAAAACAAGAAAGAAUUUAUGUGGUGUUUGUUUCUAGGUCAUUCAAUAUUAACAGGGUUGCAACUCAGGCUGUGGAAGAUGUUUUAAAUAUUGCAAAACGACAAGGCAAUUUAAGUCUUCCACUGAACAGAGAACUGGUAGAGAAAGUAACAAAUGAAUAUAAUGAAUCAUUGCUCUAUAGUCCAGAAGAACCAAAAAUACUUUUCAGUAUUCGAGAACCAAUAGCAAACAGAGUUUUCUCCAGCAGCCGGCAGCGUUGUUUCACCUCAAAGGUUUGUGUUCGUUCUCGCUGUUGGGAUGCCUGUAUGGUUGUGGAUGGAGGAACUUCUUUUGAGUUUAAUGAUGGAGCAAUUGCUUCGAUGAUGAUCAAUAAAGAAGAUGAGCUUCGAACUGUGCUUCUAGAACAGUGAAGGAUAUUUGAUUAUCAGAAAAAGACUUUAACUGCAGAAACAGACGACCGGUCAUAAAGCUGCCUUUGUGGUUACUGUCGGGACUGGUUGGCCCUGGGCCCAAAGGCGACUACGAAACUGAGAUUUGUAUUCUUCUCUUGGAUUCUGAUGGGAGAGACAUUCACUGGGCAAGAAAAUGGAUGGACUACACGUUUAGGAUCGAUACCAGUGAAAUUUCUGUAUUACUUGUUAUGGUAUCCAAGAGUGCUGAUAUCUUUGUAGAUUUAGAGAGAUAAGUUCAAAUAAAGGAUUAAAUGUUUAGGAUUUGUAAUUUAACUACACAACCUUUCCUUCCCUUUCCUCCUAACUUUGUGGAAUUGGUCAGAACAAACACAGCUUAUUUGACUAGUGUAUAUUUUUUAUAGCACCUAAAAAUCAAGAUUUAAAAAAAUUUGAUGGAGAAUUUUGAUAAAUCCUGACAUUGACCUAAUUGAAGUAGGUAAAUGUGUUUUUAUACGUGCUAUGAAUUUUCUAAUUUCAGAACACACUGAUACUGGUAUGACUAUUGAUUUAAGAAGUUCAAUCAUUUCUGAAAUUUAUGGUUUUAUUUGACUUGCAGGUUAAUUUUGACAGUGCUGAGUUCAUUGAAGUACAUACAGCUGGACAGAACCGGGAUGCUUUCACAAAUGUAUUAUUGUCCAGUAGCUGUUUAGUGACAGAUGGUUUUUACUCAGAAAUCUAACAUGGAUCCAAAGACAGGGGAUGGACUGAUGAGACAUAUUCCACUAGGAGUUUGGUCAGACCUUUAGGAAGUAUUUUCGUCUACUUUUAAUAUCAUGGUCAUCUUCAACUAGCCCAUAUUCCAAUUUCACACAUUAGCUUUAGAAGAUAAAUGUUAUGGCUUUUCUCUGGCUGCCCACGAGAGUGAGUUUAUUUUUAGAAGACAUCAUUCUUGUCUAAUUCUCGAUCUACUUAAAUCCUAGGAUUUUCACAAAAGGCACCUAUUGCCCCAUCACGAGACCUUUGGUAGUCUUGCCAUUUAUUUAAAGUUGUGUUUCUUCAUUUGCUAUUAAAAACUUUUACUCAAUCAUUGAAAUAUUUAUUAAGUAUCCAUUCUGUGCCAUGCACUGUAUCGAUUGCCAGAUGUACACUGAUGAGUAAAACAGACUCUGUCCUGACGGCACUUGAGCCGAGUGAGUGCAGAAGUGCAUUCUGUAGACACUAGGAUGUGUCAUCAGCUCGGGUGCUCUCGGUGCUGCCAGCACGUAACAUGUUCCUGUCCAGUUUUCUGUGAAACGUUACUACACAGGAGUAAGCUAGGGUAUGUCCAGAACAAGAAUGUUUUCCUUUAGUUCAGUGCGUCUGUGUAGACACUCACUAGCAAAGAGUUCGCGUGAUGCGCACAGUAAAACUGAGCAUUUUCCCAGAGCUGGUUCUAGUUUCCAGUUUGGUUUAAAAAUAAUAUACUUAAGGUCUACUUUAUAAUGUAAAAUUCCACACCAUAGAACUACCUUAGUAGGUAUAAGAUGCCUUCUUGACAAAAAUGCCAACUUCAUUUUUAAUAUCAAGGAAAUCAGAUUGUCCAUGUGGUAUUGUAGAUCUGUUAAUAUGUAACAUAUUAAUAGGUAACUUCUGUGUAAAAUUGUUCAUAAGCCAUAUUUUAAAGAUUUAAAAAUGCUUAAUGUGUUCCAUUUGCAGUAUAACUUCUAAUAUUUCUGCUAUGUGGUGAGGAUUUGUCAGCCGAUGCUGAGAGGCAAAGGAUGUUGGAAUAGCAAACGUGUUUUUAUGAAGUAACCUUUAAUGGCAUCAACAUGUGAAUAAAGUUAAACUGUUACUGUC
Artibeus jamaicensis (Jamaican fruit-eating bat) is the source of this 3524-nucleotide messenger RNA. RefSeq names its product NAD kinase 2, mitochondrial (gene NADK2). The transcript has 13 exons. Gene Ontology annotation, biological process: NADP+ biosynthetic process; NAD+ metabolic process. The record is from RefSeq and is a predicted model, not a curated record. The coding region runs from base 261 to 1706 and encodes 481 amino acids. Gene Ontology annotation, cellular component: mitochondrion. Gene Ontology annotation, molecular function: NAD+ kinase activity. Lineage: Eukaryota; Metazoa; Chordata; Mammalia; Chiroptera; Phyllostomidae.